GCCCGCCUCAACCCUAGUGUGCAAUGGCCUGUCAUGGCUGCGCUGAUUCUCCUAUAAGACCUUCCUUUGGAACCCAGAUGCUUGUGUUUAUGCUCGCCUAGACGACACUACUCUGCCUGUACAACUACGACGCGUUCCCAUAGAGCUAUUCACCACCACAUACUGAUACCCAACCACCGCAAUGUCUCACGCGACUCCAGUCGCCGGCGACCUGCGCAAGAAAGUGCUACGUGUCCUAUUCAUAUCUCUCCUUCUCGAUCUAAUAUCUUUCACCUUCAUCCUGCCCCUCUACCCGAAGCUCCUCGAAUUCUACCGCGACCACGAAGCCGCCAAAGCGAGCUCCAACACCGUCCUCGGCCAGGUCCUUCACGGUCUGAACGCAUAUAAGAACUCCUUUGCGCGUCCCAUCAAUGACCGCUACGACAUUGUCCUCCUAGGCGGCGCCCUCGGCUCCCUGUUCUCCUUCCUCCAGGCAAUUGCUUCCCCCAUAAUUGGAAGACUAUCAGACAAGUAUGGCCGCCGGACGGCCCUACUCUGGUCCAUGGCGGGCAACAUUCUGUCAGUCGCGCUCUGGGUGGCCGCGACCGACUUCCGGACCUUCCUAGCCAGCCGCGUCGUUGGAGGCCUGAGCGAGGGCAACGUUCAACUCGCCCUGGCAAUCGCGACAGACAUCAGCGACGACACGCAGCGCGGUGCUACAAUGGCGCUCGUAGGAGUCUGCUUCAGCAUUGCCUUCACCUUCGGCCCGGCACUAGGGGCAGCCCUUUCAACAAUCACAACUGUGGCCGCGAACCCUUUCGCAACCGCUGCGGGCUUCUCGCUGUUCCUGAUCGUCACCGAGACCAUCUACCUCUACUUCUACCUUCCGGAGACCCUUCCAGUGGCGCCGGCAAAAUGCUCGGAAAAGUCGGGGUCCGAGGUGAAAUCAGCAGCGCCCCGUGCGAGGACUAAUUCGCAUACCCUGCUCAACUUUACCCACUUUACCUUCAUCCUCUUCUUCUCAGGGAUGGAAUUUUCGCUGCCGUUUAUGACGUACGAUCUGUUCUCAUACCGAAGUGCGCAGUCCGGGAAGCUUUUAGGAUUUAUUGGUCUUGUUGCUUCGCUGCUUCAGGGCAGUGUGACGAGACGAUUGCACCCACUUAAAGUCGUCCAGUUGGGUGUAGUGAGCUGUGCGGCAGGGUUCUUCAUUCUGGGAAGAGUCACAACAGAGAAGGGUCUAUAUGCUGCUGCGGCAUUGCUCGCGGUCACUUCGGCGACUGUCGUAACGGGAUUGAACAGCUUAAGUAGCUUUGAGGCUGCUGCUGGGGAAAGGGGGAACAAAUUGGGGAAUCAUCGCAGUUUUGGCCAAAUUGGUCGAUCUUUAGGACCUUUGAUCUUCUGUACACUGUAUUGGUGGGCAGGAAGAGAAGUUGCUUACGCCGUUGGCGGCGCUGGUAUGGUGGCUGUAUGUGGACUCGUUUUUGGAGGAUUAAAGACGCCUCCGGGAACAGAAAUGAAGCGGAUGCCUCAAACGACAGACAUUGGGAAAAAGAUCAACGGGGUGAAGAUGAAUGGGAAAAAAUCAAAGUAG
Messenger RNA from Mytilinidion resinicola, 1570 nucleotides. RefSeq names its product MFS general substrate transporter. Gene Ontology annotation, biological process: transmembrane transport. Gene Ontology annotation, molecular function: transmembrane transporter activity. The coding region runs from base 182 to 1570 and encodes 462 amino acids. The transcript is spliced from 3 exons. The record is from RefSeq and is a predicted model, not a curated record. Gene Ontology annotation, cellular component: brush border membrane. NCBI's taxonomy places the organism in Eukaryota, Fungi, Ascomycota, Dothideomycetes, Mytilinidiales, Mytilinidiaceae.